AUGCAGAACAGUCACAGCGGAGUGAAUCAGCUCGGUGGUGUCUUUGUCAACGGGCGGCCACUGCCGGACUCCACCCGGCAGAAGAUCGUAGAGCUAGCUCACAGCGGGGCCCGGCCGUGCGACAUUUCCCGAAUUCUGCAGGUGAUCCUCCCGGCGCCGCCCCACUCGCCGCCCCCGCGGCCCUCCACUCUCAACGCCCUCUCUUCAUUUCUUACUACCCAUGCAGAUGCAAAAGUCCAAGUGCUGGACAAUCAAAACGUGUCCAACGGAUGUGUGAGUAAAAUUCUGGGCAGGUAUUACGAGACUGGCUCCAUCAGACCCAGGGCAAUCGGUGGUAGUAAACCGAGAGUAGCGACUCCAGAAGUUGUAAGCAAAAUAGCCCAGUAUAAGCGGGAGUGCCCGUCCAUCUUUGCUUGGGAAAUCCGAGACAGAUUACUGUCCGAGGGGGUCUGUACCAACGAUAACAUACCAAGUGUGUCAUCAAUAAACAGAGUUCUUCGCAACCUGGCUAGCGAAAAGCAACAGAUGGGCGCAGACGGCAUGUAUGAUAAACUAAGGAUGUUGAACGGGCAGACCGGAAGCUGGGGCACCCGCCCGGGUUGGUAUCCGGGGACUUCUGUGCCAGGGCAACCUACGCAAGAUGGCUGCCAGCAACAGGAAGGAGGGGGAGAGAAUACCAACUCCAUCAGUUCCAACGGAGAAGAUUCAGAUGAGGCCCAAAUGCGACUUCAGCUGAAGCGGAAGCUGCAGAGAAAUAGAACAUCCUUUACCCAAGAGCAAAUUGAGGCCCUGGAGAAAGAGUUUGAGAGAACCCAUUAUCCGGAUGUGUUCGCCCGAGAAAGACUAGCAGCCAAAAUCGAUCUACCUGAAGCGAGAAUACAGGUAUGGUUUUCUAAUCGGAGGGCCAAAUGGAGAAGAGAAGAAAAGCUGAGGAACCAGAGAAGACAGGCCAGCAACACACCCAGUCACAUCCCCAUCAGCAGUAGCUUCAGCACCAGUGUCUAUCAACCGAUCCCACAACCCACCACGCCUGUUUCCUCCUUCACCUCUGGCUCCAUGCUGGGCCGGACAGACACGGCCCUCACAAACACGUACAGCGCUCUGCCCCCCAUGCCCAGCUUCACCAUGGCGAAUAACCUGCCUAUGCAACCCCCAGUCCCCAGCCAGACCUCCUCGUACUCCUGCAUGCUGCCCACCAGCCCUUCGGUGAACGGGCGGAGUUACGACACGUACACCCCCCCCCAUAUGCAGACACACAUGAACAGUCAGCCGAUGGGCACCUCGGGCACCACUUCCACAGGACUCAUUUCCCCUGGUGUGUCAGUUCCAGUUCAAGUUCCUGGAAGUGAACCUGAUAUGUCUCAGUAUUGGCCAAGAUUACAGUAAAAAAAAAAAAAAGGAUAUAUUGUGUUAAUUCAGUCAGUGACUAUGUGGACACAGCAGUUGGGCGUUCAGGAAGGAAAGAAAGAUGGCUAUUAGAAGCACUUCAGUUCUGCAAUUGUGUCCUGUAUUGUACCACUGGGGAACGGACUUGAAACAAGGACCUUUGUAUACAGAAGGCACGAUAUCAGUUGGAACAAAUCUUCAUUUUGGUAUCCAAACUUUUAUUCAUUUUGGUGUAUUAUUUGUAAAUGGGCAUUUGUAUGUUAUGAAAAAAAGAACAACGUAGACUGGAUGGAUGUUUGAUCUGUGUUGGUCAUGGAGUUGUUUAAAAAAAAAAAAAGGAAACCAUGAUCAACAAGCUUUGCCACGAAUUUAAGAGUUUUAUCAAGAUAUAUCAAAUACUUCUACCCAUCUGUUCAUAGUUUAUGGACUGAUGUUCCAAGUUUGUAUCAUUCCUUUGCAUAUAAUUAAACCUGGAACAACAUGCACUAGAUUUAUGUAAGAAUAUCUGUUGGUUUUCCAAAGGUUGUUAACAGAUGAAGUUUAUGUGCAAAAAAGGGUAAGAUAUAAAUUCAAGGAAGAAAAAAGUUGAUAGCUAAAAGGUAGAGUGUGUCUUCGAUAAAAUCCAAUUUGUUUUAUGUCAAAAUGUAAGUAUUUGUCUUCCCUAGAAAUCCUCAGAAUGAUUUCUAUAAUAAAGUUAAUUUCAUUUAUAUUUGACAAGAAUACUCUAUAGAUGUUUUAUACACAUUUUCAUGCAAUCAUACGUUUCUUUUUUGGCCAGCAAAAAUUAAUUGUUCUUAGAUAUAGUUGUAUUACUGUUCACAGUCCAAUCAUUUUGUGCAUCUAGAAUUCAUUCCUAAUCAAUUAAAAGUGCUUGCAAGAGUUUUAAACUUAAGUGUUUUGAAGUUGUUCACAACUACAUAUCAAAAUUAACCAUUGUUGAUUGUAAGAACCAUGCCAAAGCCUUUGUAUUUCCUUUAUUAUACUAUUUUCUUUUUAA
Neomonachus schauinslandi (Hawaiian monk seal) is the source of this 2383-nucleotide messenger RNA. RefSeq names its product paired box 6 (gene PAX6). Gene Ontology annotation, biological process: anatomical structure development; regulation of transcription by RNA polymerase II. Lineage: Eukaryota; Metazoa; Chordata; Mammalia; Carnivora; Phocidae. The record is from RefSeq and is a predicted model, not a curated record. Gene Ontology annotation, molecular function: DNA-binding transcription factor activity, RNA polymerase II-specific; RNA polymerase II cis-regulatory region sequence-specific DNA binding. The coding region runs from base 1 to 1386 and encodes 461 amino acids. The transcript has 11 exons.